Phytophthora nicotianae INRA-310 is the source of this 2386-nucleotide messenger RNA. RefSeq lists its product as hypothetical. The transcript has 4 exons. NCBI's taxonomy places the organism in Eukaryota, Oomycota, Peronosporomycetes, Peronosporales, Peronosporaceae. The record is from RefSeq and is a predicted model, not a curated record. Gene Ontology annotation, cellular component: DNA recombinase auxiliary factor complex; condensed nuclear chromosome. Gene Ontology annotation, biological process: meiotic strand invasion involved in reciprocal meiotic recombination; homologous chromosome pairing at meiosis; meiotic joint molecule formation. Gene Ontology annotation, molecular function: double-stranded DNA binding; recombinase activator activity. Bases 50 to 997 code for a protein of 315 amino acids.
CUAGCGCGUCGAAAAAGUUUUUUUUUCAGGAGCUCUUUGAAUCUGCAGAAUGAGCGACUUCGACGACGAAGACUUCUCUCUAGGCGAGGACUCAGAGGACGAGCCGUUCGACGAGGCAGAGAAUGAAGAAGACUUCGCUAGUGCCAGCGACGAGUCGGACCUGGAAGAACUGGCGCCCACGCCCAAGAAGGCGCGUGUGUCACCCAAGAAACCCAUAACGAAAAAGGCACCACCGCCCAAAUCCAAAGCAACCGCGAGCUCCAGUUCAUCUGUGAAGAAGACGACGACAUCGAAGGCUGUCAAUUCGACCAAGGCCAAGUCUCCGGCUACUGCAGCCAAGAAAGCACCAAAGCCGAAGCCCAUGAAGGCAGAAGACGCCGAGGCUGCCGUGCUGGAUUACAUGCGCAAGACGAAUCGGCCGUAUAGUCUGCUCAAUGUGUUCGAGAACAUGCACCGAGCUAUUGCCAAGCCGUCGCUGACGAAGCUGCUGGACAACCUCGUGGCCAAAGAGGAGCUGGUGAGCAAGACGUAUGGCAAGGCCAAGAUCUACUACAUGAACCAGAAUAACUUGCCUGUGCCGUCGGAAGAGGAGCGUCUGGCUAUAGAGGAGCAGAUUAAAACCAUCUCUGCAGAGUGUACUGCAUCAGAGCAAGAGCUGAAGAGCGCAGAGGCGACGCUUUCAGGCAUUACCACUCAGAUCUCGGAUGCAGAUUUAGAUGCUGCUUUGAAGCAGCUUGACGAGGAAGCUGCAACCUUAGAGAAGAAAGUGGAGACGUUGGAUCAACCUGGCCGAGCCCCUGUGUCGCCUGGCAGGAAAGAAGCACUCAAGGGAAAAUUCACCAAAUUCCGCACGGCGUGGGUACAACGGAAGCGCAUCGCGAUGGAUGGAAUUAACCAGAUUGCCGACGGAAUGGAGAAGAAACCGAAAGCUGUGUUGGAUCUGGUCGGUGUGGAGACAGAUGAGGAGGCAGGCGUGAAGGCACUGCCAACUAUUUAACUCGGUUGGAUCGUUCAUUGUCUUUACUUAAGUAAGUAUUUGACGUUGUUAUCCUCGAAGACGCGCCUUGCGUUCCGCAAUCUCACGCUCGCGACGGUCUUUCAGGCAUUGUUUGUAUCGGUCGAAGAAGGGUUGGCACGCGUUCUUAUUGUCUUCAUUAUCUGCAGUAGAGAGCGAUAAUAAGUAGAUGCACCGCUUAUUAUGGGACAAGUGAUCUCACGUACUGAUGAGGCAGUUGAGCGACUCGCGUUGCAACUUGGCGCACUCCUGGUAGAGCAGGGCGAAUGCACCACCAUAGAGUAGUGUGAGUAUGCGCACUACAGCUGCGGUGCUGGAGAUAGGGAGGUAUGUGCACGUACAGCGUUGUCGAACUUGGUAGGCUGCAUGUCGAAGUCGAUGUGGCCCCUUGAUUAGGUUCUGUAUACCGGUAUUAUAUCGGUAUCGACAAAUUACCAGAAAAUGACCCAAGUUGAAAGAUUGUGCUUUCAAUGCGAAGAUGCAUCCGAUGCUGAAGGUUUUCGAUAUGUUGCGUCGACAAUGAUUCUGGCCAAGGCGGUUGAGUUGCGGCUACCAUAUCCGACUAAUCCACUUCGAGCACCGUCGACACACCGGAACGCCCGAUGGUUGGGAGUUUCGCCGUCACCAAUCGAAUGCUGCUUGACCGGGGAUCCUUGCCUUGAAUUGCCAAGGUCUUCGCUGCUACUGAAUAUUGCUGUCUGUGUCAGCUCAUCUUGGCUUGUUUAGGACAAUCAACGUGGCAUCAGCAUACCAACGUCGCACGAAACCGCCACAAUACUGACACUAGUGAUCCCAACACCAAAGUGCGAAGAAGCAAGAGCAAGUGGAAGCUUCUUGUGUACACCGAGAAGUGCGAUGGAAACCAUGGGAUGCGGUGGAUGCAAAGUGUGCUACGUAGAUUUCUUUUCUGUCCCAACGGCCUCUCCAGACCCAUUCCUCAAUUCGCUCCACAAGACCAAAGCCACCUCUCUACCAACCACUUACUCGCUCAACAAUGAAAGUCUCUACGAUUCUCACUUUCGCCAUCACGGUCAAAACUGCAACAGCGCAGACUCUCAUUAUUACAACCGAUGACUGCUCGUCUUGCUCCGUGGGAACGUACUGCACGACCUCGCUUCCACAAUGCCAUGAGCCACCCAUGGAAGACGCGUGCUUUAACUCUACCAUCAACGAGUACCAGCUCGGCUGUGCGGAAGGCUACGACUGCUUCGACAACAUGUGCGAGUGCGUCAUUGACGAUUCAGGCCUAACGCCAACCCCGGCUACCGAGGCUCCGACAAGUUACCCUACAACUGCCCCAACAACUGCCCCAACAACUGCCCCAACUACAGCCCCAACUACAGCCCCAACUACAGCCCCAACAACAGCCCC